Molecule: messenger RNA, 417 nt
Organism: Microsporum canis CBS 113480
Lineage: Eukaryota; Fungi; Ascomycota; Eurotiomycetes; Onygenales; Arthrodermataceae
Product: cytochrome b5
Exons: 3
Coding region: 1-417 (138 amino acids)
Biological process (GO): sterol biosynthetic process
Cellular component (GO): intracellular membrane-bounded organelle; endoplasmic reticulum membrane
Molecular function (GO): heme binding
Source: RefSeq, a predicted model, not a curated record
AUGUCCGCCGACAAGGAAUUCAACCUCAAGGAGGUCGCUGCUCACAGCACCAAGAAGGAUCUCUACGUUGUUAUCCAUGAGAAGGUCUAUGACUGCUCCUCUUUCGUCGAUGAACAUCCCGGCGGUGAGGAAGUCCUGCUCGAUGUUGCUGGUCAAGACUCCACGGAGGCCUUCGAGGAUGUAGGGCACAGCGACGAAGCCCGUGAGAUCCUCGAGGGUCUCAAAGUUGGCACCCUCAAGCGCAUGCCUGGUGACCCAGCCCCGGCCGCCGCCCCUACAACUACCACAACUUCUUCUGGCUCAAGCGACUCUACUGGUCUCGGAAUUGGUCUCUACGCUGUCGUCCUGGUCGGCGCUGCUCUUGCCUACGGUAUCUACCAGUACAUGGGCACCCAGCAGGCGCAGCAGCAGGCAUAG